AUGGACGACAUGUACACCAUCCAUCAGCGGGCGAAAACCGAUCUGCGAGGAAGCCCGUUUCAGGCGUUAUUGGCGCCGCCUCCUAUGGCAACGAUCGGCCUAAUUACCUCCACCAGCAAUAAUAUGACAACCACCACCAGCAGUUGGUCGCAGAGCCCUACUCCCCACCCAACAUCCCCUUCCGGAUAUGCUCGAUUCAUCCCUCUAUCCACCUCAGUUCCUUCGAGUGAACCGCAGCCACGCUUUGAAGCACUUGUUCAUGAGAACUCACAAGGAUCGAAAGGGAAAGCGCUUCCUUUAAGCGGGUUGGGAGGGUUCAAAGAAACGAUUCCGUCAUCCACGCAUUUGACAGAAAGCAGUGGUUCGCCAAAGGUUGGCCAGAGUGUUAAUAGUAAGGACGCAAAGACGAACUUAAGGCCAACCGAUACCAACUCCACCACCUCCAGCAACACCUUUUCCGUGAGGUCGGGUGUCGUCGAAGGAAGUAGUUUUAGUAAAAUCACUAGCGCCAAUCUAAUACUUGCCGACGAUGGUAAAGAAGCGUCCGGGUCGAAGAUAGGUCCAGGUCAGAAGGUUCCUGCGGGAUUCACAACAAGCAGCAGUAGCAGCAGUAGUAGUAGUAAAACUAACGUCAAAACCAACCCUCGGGCGAGUGCUCCGUCCGAGGCCGAGCCCAGUGGCAACAUGAACCGCCUCGACACGGGGGACGCCCUGGUUUCCGAGGGCAACGUCAGCAAAAUGUACUUCGAAACCGACAACCACACGAGGAUCGCGUCGCAGGUCGGCUCGAUAGCGGUGCUCCCGUGUGCGGUCCGGAACAUCGGCGAGGGAGUGGUGUCGUGGAUUAGGCGGAAAGAUUAUCACCUACUAACGAUAGGGUACACCACCUACAGUAGUGACGAGCGGUUCAAUAUCAUCCACUCGGAAGAUACGGAGGAAUGGCCUCUGCAGAUAAAAUACGUGCAACUGCGAGAUGCCGGCCUCUACGAGUGUCAGGUGUCGACGCAUCCACCGACGUCGAUCUUCGUCAAGCUGGACGUCGUGGAAGCGAAAGCGGAAAUUUUCGGUCCCUCGGAAAAGUAUCUGAAGCCGGGAUCGAUGCUGAGACUGACGUGUCGAGUCGUGCAGAGCAAUGAACCACCGUUGUACAUAUUUUGGUACCACAACAGUCGCAUGAUCAACUACGACACGCACCGGGGCGUCAAUGUGUCGACGGAGGCGGAUAAUCGUUACUCGGAGCUCGUCAUAACACACACCAACACGCUGAAUUCCGGAAACUACUCAUGCGUGUCGAACAAUGCCGUCGCUGCAUCGACGCUGGUGCACAUCCUGAAUGGCGAAAACCCUGCGGCGAUGCAACAUGGCGAUCACGGCAACGCAGUUCUUACGGCGUCGCAUAUGCAUUUAUCGCUUAUAGUUGUGACAUAUCAGGUGAUCCGUUUUAUUUCGACCAUUUUCUCGUAG
Messenger RNA from Anopheles coustani, 1464 nucleotides. RefSeq lists its product as uncharacterized. The transcript is spliced from 7 exons. Gene Ontology annotation, cellular component: neuron projection membrane. NCBI's taxonomy places the organism in Eukaryota, Metazoa, Arthropoda, Insecta, Diptera, Culicidae. Gene Ontology annotation, biological process: synapse organization. The record is from RefSeq and is a predicted model, not a curated record. The coding region runs from base 1 to 1464 and encodes 487 amino acids.